AGAGAGAGAGAGAGAGUCUGUUUGCGAUCACUCGGAAAAGAUCGAUGGCCUGUCCUCUGUGCACGUGACGAUAAUAUUUCCUACCGGAAAUUGAUAAUCUUCUUCCGGUAUGCGGCCGACGCAUCGCGUAUCGGCGUUUUUUUAACAUGGUUGAAACUUGUCGGCCGCGUUUCGACGACGAGUUUUUAUCGAAAUUGAUAAUAAACGUAAAAAUAACGGCGAGACGACGCUUGGAUAUAUGAAUAAAUUUAUGCGUGGAGAAGAGAAAACUGAUAAAAGAGAAACGAUGCUAUCUGAAAAAUAGGGAAUGAAGCUGGGUAAACAUCGAUUGGAGGAUGAUUGGAAGAUAGAUAAAGUUCUCGGUGUUACAUUCGAGAGAAGAGGGAAGAGAGUUGACAGAAGACAGAAUCUUCUUUGAAAAGUUGUCUCGUACAAGUGCAACGUUAGUUUGUUCUUCUCCAAAUAAUACUUCUUUCGCCAAGCGCGAUUUGUUCAAUGUCCACCUGCUGGCCGGACUCCUGUCGACUCCAUUGUGCAAUAAUGGCUGCCUAUCUAUGGUUGUGAUCGGUAGCGAAAAAGUGUCGUCACUUCGUCCCGGCGAUGAUCGCUUUACGACCACCAUAAACCGACACUUUAUGCAGCUUGUGCUCGGCUCGAGUUGGAGCCGGCACGAUGCAUUGUGAACGACUCUCUCUCCCUUCCAUCCGGAUCCUUUAUAGAUUUAUGGUACGGACGUACGCCGCAAAGCGUUGGAGAAGAGAAUCUUGGAAGAGGAGAAGCUGGUCCUCCUCGUUAUCACGACCUGCCCCCUAGUCGCGGGCCCCUCCACGCUUUGAUACGCUCUUUGCAAAUCUGAGUCCGCCCCCUUUCAACGGCAUCAAAGAGACCCUAUUAAACCGUGAAAAUUUUCACUUCCAACUCCUUUCACCUAUUAUUACGUUACUCUAACCGUUUCAAGCUACUCGGCUACUAGUCUGAAAAAUAAGAGAGUUUUCGAUCGAUUAUUUUUCAAACGUGAUUCGAAAGGGAUCGAAUCAAAAUUAUUAUUUAAAUUCAAUACUGAAAAGGAGUGUAUAUUGUGACGAUUAUUUUUAACUUUUAAAACUGCAAAUUAUCGAAAAAUGGAAGAAAAAUAUAGCAGUGUAAAUAAUAAUUUUUCAACGAAACGAGUACAGAUUAGAGAUGAAGGAUCGUACGUGCCUACGGUGUUGCACGACGAUUUGUGAAACUAGAUGCCCUCGAGAGAGUACCGUAGGAUUGACGAAGGCUUUCCUCGACGGCAUGAGGCAGCCCCCAGGGACGGCCACAAAAGGUGCGUAGCCUCUAUCCUCGGAACGCAGGGUUGAUUUAUGAGUGGAGGGGAGGGCGCAUGCGCGCCAGGCCACAGGAUUCACCGGUGGGUCUAUCCCCACCUCCAUAGAGAAACCCGGCAGAGCAUUCAGCCUCCUCCCUUCUUCCUUGGUUCCUUGUCCACUCGGUUAUUAAAACCGAGGCGACACGGUCGGCAACUAGCAAUUAUCUGGCGAACGCUCGGAGCCGCGCACACUCCGAUCUGCGACACACUAUUUUCUCAGUAGUAUCUUUCGUUUCUCGUUUCUUUUCUUCUCCUUUUUUUUUUCCUUCUCUUUUUCCUUUUCUUUUUUUUUUCUCGUAAAAAAAGUAGUUACAAAGUAGCAGCAGUGAAACGAGAAGAAAGUUAAGAAAAAUCAUUUUGCAACGACGAUACGACGUGCCGCGGACACGCGCCGAAUCGCGCAGGAGGAGGAGGAGUAUAUAAUUGUUACUUCUUGCGAGCGAAGCCUUCUCGAAAGUGAAGUGAUGGCACAAGUGAUGCAGUAUCAACAGAUGUGCAUGCCUCCGAUGCCAGGCAUGGCUGCCGUGUCUAACCUUCCAAUGCCGAUGCAUCAAUCCGCAGCAAUCGAUUACGGAAGUUCGCCCAUUCACUAUCAACCGUACAAUACCGCGUUGAGCGGUCAUCAUCAUCAUCAUCAUCAUCAUCAUCAUCAUCAUCUUCAGACGAGCCAGUCCGCCUACUGGUACCCGGCUGGUUCCACGGGUCACAGCCAAAUUACGGAGCCGCUCACGCCGCCGGCGUACACGGCGAUGACGAGCGUCGCGACCAACACGACCUCGUGGACGACCCACACGACCCACCUCCCCCACCAGCCCCACCUCGUCCCCCCGAUACAGCAUUACUCGUUGCCACCGAGCCCCCCCGAACUCCCCCCGAGCCCCCAGGACCACCCCUCCCCCUACCAGUGGCCCCUCACCCCGCCCGCCGAGCACCACUUCGGCCUCGCGGCCGAGGAUCACGGAAAAUCCAAUGGGAGGAAGUGCAUAAGAUGCCGUUGCCCGAACUGCCAGACGGAGAACGGGGGAAGUCAGCUAGGCCUGGACGGGAAGAGGCAACACGUAUGCCACGUGCCCGGUUGCGGCAAAGUGUACGGGAAGACGUCCCAUUUGAAGGCGCAUCUCAGAUGGCACACCGGCGAACGCCCGUUCGUAUGCAACUGGCUGUUCUGCGGCAAGAGGUUCACCAGGAGCGACGAGUUGCAGCGUCAUCUGCGUACGCACACCGGGGAGAAGAGGUUCGCUUGCCCGACGUGCGGGAAAAGGUUCAUGAGGAGCGAUCACCUGACGAAACACGUGAAGACGCACGAGAAUCAGAAGAGGAAAAGUUGCGGGGCGGGGAAGAGGGAGUGCAACAAGGAGAAUUCGUUGCCCGGCCGCGUGGCCGAGCAAAGUAACGCGUAUCCCUCGAUCGGUGGACAAUACGCUAUGAUUUAAUGGGGGAUCGGAUCGAUUCUUUACUUUCGUUCGAUUUUGUAAAUAAUUAUUGUCGCGAGAAAGUUUCUUUCCUCCGACAGAGUCGAUUAUUGUAAUUAUAUUGUACAUAGAGAAUUGUAUAUUUUUGUAAAAUAUGGUGUUGUACGAAAUUAUUGUUUGAUCAUGAAUGAAAGAAAGAAAGAAAGGGAAAAAAAAGGAAAGAAAGGAGAGAAAAGAAUAUAUAACAAGAACCUUCGAUUUCAAAUUUGGUAUUUUAUUAAAAUUCAUUUUUUUUACACGCUAAUAUAAUCUGUAUCUUUUGUAGGAUAGACAGGAUCGAGAGGAAGGGGAAAAAGGAUAAAUUUUAAAUCCCCGAUACUAGGCCGAAAAUUCACAUAAUAACGAAUCAUUCCCCUGUCGUAUAUCAGAUUCCUCCACGACAUCUUCCUGUCAUACGAUACAUCGUGAGUCCCGCCCAAGAAGCACAAUACGAUGUUAGGCACUUUUAGAAACCAGCCCUUCGCACGAUGAUUUCCUACCUGGCAGGUGUUUCGAUAAAGAAAAAGAAAAAAAAAAAGGAAAGAAAAAUAUCAUUUCAUACGAAAGCUAUCAUCCCUCUACUUCUUUCGUAAAACGAAAAAUAUCUUGUUUUUCUUCUUCUCCUUCUUCUUCUUUUUAGCGAACGAACGCUUUUCGAUACGUAACACAAUACAAGAAUUCGACCAGAGAUAGAAUUUCUCUCGCCACCACCAAGGGAAAUGGUGGAACGUCGUACGGCACUGUCGAGUCGUUUCAUUCGUAUUCCUGCCAAGAGAUGGCUGCACUGUGAAUGGAAAGAGGCCGCGUAGCCCCAUUAAGGGGGCGGCGCGCCGUAGCCUCGUAGCCCCGUUGCCCCGGCUGGAGGAUUCAUGGCUGGCACGCAGAGAGGUAGAGGCAAAGGAGGCAGACUCGAUGAUAGAGGUAGAGGAGGCGUGAGAGAGGGAAAGCUAGAUAGGGAAAGGAGAAAGAAAAACUGUCUUAGAAGAGGUAGAAAAGUGAGAGAGAGAGAUGGGUGAGCGGGCAGGAGGAGGGGAGGUUACGAAAAAACGGAAUGAAACGAAAAAGGAAAAGAAAGGGAGGGAAAGGAAGGAAGGAAGGAAGGAAGAAAAAAGGAGGCAGCCGCGGAGCAAAUUAUAGGGAAAAAUAGGGGAGGGACGAGGCAGAGGAGGCAGCACACAAGCACUCCUCGUGGUGUGUGCCACUCGAUGGUGGAAGACGAUCAGGUGGAUGGGUGGAAGGGUAGGAGGGGAGGAGGGGAGGGAGGGAGGGGUGGCGCCACGGCAAUUCCAGGCUCGCGUUCAACGUUCGGAGUACCGCGGAUAGCCGCGAAGUUAGUACGCAAGAGAUUCAAACAGAGUGACGAGGCCGGACCUUCUCCUCCGUUUGCCGCCUUCUCUUCGAGCUACGUGAAAAUCGCGAGGAAAUAGGAAAAAUCGCGCGCCACCCGCCGAGAAGGCACAGAGAGUUCGGACACCGGUUCGUUCGGUUGCCGGAAGCGCGAUAAAGGCCCACGCUACAGCUUUGUCUAACCAGGAGUGGGAGGGAGAAGGAGGAGGAGGAGAGAGAGAGACGACAAGUACACGGUAUACACGCGACUCUCUCUCUUACGUGUUACGCGCGGUCAGUGCGAGAGGCUGCGACGUGCCGCGAGCAUGCGUCUGCGACGGACGGCCCUUAAGGCGGAUACGCACCACGCCGACUCGUCGUCGCCCUUGUCCUCCUCGUCGUCCUCGUCGUCGUCGUCAUCGUCGUCGUCGUCGUCGUUGUCCGUAUUCGUGAAUGCUCGCUUCUCACCAUCGCUGCAGAACGAAUGCACGCGCUGAUACUGUCCGUGGGGGCAAAGAAUGGACGAACAGGUUCGUAGCCGCGCGCAUGUCACCGAUCGAGUCGACGAAACAGGCUCCGAUUUUUCGAUCGAUCCGUCGCGCUCGCGUUACCCGUCGUCGUGUAUCGAACGAGAUCGCUCGUACUUUUUAAAACCCUUUUUCGAUCAAAUCCACUCCUUCGAUUAUCAUCUCGCAUCAUGUCGGUAAACAUUGGACGGACGGUGACUCAAUUUCUCGCACCUGUGUUUAUCAACACGAGCGGUUCAAAGAAACGCACGCUUUAUGUGUCGACCAGCAGCCGGGGAGUGCGCGAAUUCCGGGAAAAAAUUUUCGACGAUAUGUUUACCGCGUAGCGAAAUCUUCGAUGACUUAUACGCGGAAUUCGUUGGAAUUCGCACUGCGCCCAAAGUCGAGCGAGGCGGUUUGUUUUGUUUUCGGCUGGCUCGAUAUCGUUUCUGUUUUCGCACGUAUACGAAGGGCGCGCGGUGUGGAAAAUUUACCAGUCGAACCGUAGCAGUGACGCAGCAAUACACACAUACGCCUCGUGGGAAGAAUGCUUCGAUAUCUCGUUGAUCGGGCAGUGAUUAUUUGAAGUUUUGUGACACCGUGUGUGUGUGUGGGUGUGCUUUCCUCUCCCCAUCGGUCAGUGGACGCGUGGACCGGAUCCGAACGGAUAGAAUAUCGUUCGGGAGUUUCUGAAACGCCGCGCCCGAGCAAUUCGUCAAGAUUUUUUGGAUCCACGAGGUGAAUCGAACCGGCAAGCUGGACGCGGAGGUCGGAGGCGGCGGAAGCCGCAGGGGUAUAAGCCCUCCAACCCACCUCGGCAACAUAAACCCGGAUCAUCCGGGUCG
Messenger RNA from Apis mellifera (honey bee), 5482 nucleotides. Its product is annotated as transcription factor Sp8-like. Gene Ontology annotation, molecular function: RNA polymerase II cis-regulatory region sequence-specific DNA binding; DNA-binding transcription factor activity, RNA polymerase II-specific. NCBI's taxonomy places the organism in Eukaryota, Metazoa, Arthropoda, Insecta, Hymenoptera, Apidae. The transcript is spliced from 5 exons. The record is from RefSeq and is a predicted model, not a curated record. Gene Ontology annotation, biological process: regulation of transcription by RNA polymerase II. Bases 1819 to 2787 code for a protein of 322 amino acids.